AUGAAAGGUCACACAGGAGAUGUGGAGAACAUGUCCAAAGUUGAGCCCUCCAAUGGGCACAACAGGCCUUUGGACAUCGUGCCCAGCACUGAUGAGAAGAUGAUAGACAGGGGUCAGUGGGGAAACAAGAUCGAGUUUGUUCUGUCAGUGGCUGGAGAAAUUAUAGGCCUGGGAAAUGUCUGGCGUUUCCCCUAUCUCUGUUAUAAGAAUGGAGGGGGGGCCUUUUUUAUACCAUACCUCAUCUUCUUGUUUGCUUGUGGAAUCCCCGUCUUCUUCCUGGAAACGGCUUUGGGUCAGUACACCAGCGAAGGAGGCAUCACCUGCUGGAGGAAGAUCUGCCCCUUAUUUGAAGGAGUGGGUUAUGCCACCCAGGUCAUAGUCGCUCUGCUGAACAUCUAUUACAUUGUCGUUUUGGCCUGGGCCAUCUUCUUUCUGUCCAACUCCUUCACCUGGGAUCUACCCUGGGCAAGCUGCAACAACACAUGGAACACAGAUUCCUGUAUGGCAUUUCAGAGGGGGAAUAGCUCCAUCAAGCCCCAUGAGAACGCCACCUCUCCUGUCAUUGAGUUCUGGGAGCGCAGAGUGCUGAGAAUUUCUUCAGGUAUCGACCACAUCGGCUCUCUGAACUGGGAUCUGGUUCUUUGUCUGGCCGUUGCAUGGGUCAUCUGCUACUUCUGCAUCUGGAAGGGAGUCAAAUCCACUGGCAAGGUGGUUUAUUUUACGGCCACAUUCCCUUAUGUAAUGCUAGUGAUCCUGCUGAUCAGGGGGGUCACCCUGCCGGGCGCCUCCAGGGGAAUCCACUUCUACCUUUACCCGGACUUGGGACGGCUGUCUGAUCCACAGGUAUGGAUGGACGCUGGAACGCAGAUUUUCUUCUCUUAUGCCAUUUGUCUGGGUUGCCUCACCGCCUUGGGGAGUUAUAACAAAUACAACAAUAACUGCUACAGGGACUGUCUGUCCCUCUGCUUCCUGAACAGCGGCACCAGUUUUGUUGCUGGCUUCGCCAUCUUCUCCAUCCUUGGCUUCAUGUCCUUUGAGCAAGAUGUGCCCAUAUCUGAAGUGGCGGAAUCUGGUCCAGGUUUGGCCUUCAUUGCAUAUCCUCGUGCUGUGUCCAUGAUGCCAUUUUCACCUCUAUGGGCCUGUUGCUUCUUCAUUAUGAUUGUCUUUUUGGGACUAGACAGUCAGUUUGUGUGUGUGGAGAGCCUUGUGACAGCCAUGGUGGACAUGUAUCCCUCCGUGUUCCGCCGUAAAAACCGCAGGGAGCUCUUCAUCCUGGCAAUUGCUGUGGUGUCCUUCUUCAUGGGGCUCAUCAUGCUUACAGAGGGAGGCAUGUACAUCUUCCAGCUUUUUGACUACUAUGCCGCCAGUGGAAUGUGUUUGCUUUUUGUGGCUGUUUUUGAGACAGGUUGCAUUGCUUGGAUUUAUGGAGCGGAUCGUUUCUAUGACAACAUUGAGGAUAUGAUUGGCUAUCGACCCAGCCCUGUCAUCAAAUACUGCUGGCUGAUCUUCACCCCGGCCACGUGCUUUGGAACCUUUGCCUUUUCUUUGAUUAAGUACUCACCUCUGAAGUACAACAAUGAGUACGUGUACCCGUGGUGGGGCCACGGGAUUGGCUGGAUUCUGGCUCUGUCAUCCAUGCUCUGCAUCCCUCUCUGGGUGGCAGGAAAACUCUACUACACCCCAGGAACCCUGAGAGAACGCCUCACCUUUUUGACCACUCCUUCCCCCGACUUACCAAAGACGAAGCAGGAGCAGGAGAGGCUGCUGGCCAUUUACGCAGCAGAAGGGGACGGCCUCCAGCAGAAAGCUCUUCCCACUAAGGACGGCUACUUCCCUGUCGCCGAAAAGGAGUCUCAUUGCUAG
Menidia menidia (Atlantic silverside) is the source of this 1863-nucleotide messenger RNA. The record is from the annotation of a GenBank genome assembly. NCBI's taxonomy places the organism in Eukaryota, Metazoa, Chordata, Actinopteri, Atheriniformes, Atherinopsidae.